AUGUUAGUCUGCAAAUUGGGUUUUGUACUCGUCACUUCUUGCCUUGCCGUAGCGACAACCUGGAUAGUCCCAGGUGCAGUAUGGAAAGACACCAAGGGCCAGAAGAUCGAUGCCCACGGUGGCGGCAUUUACAAACAGGGAAACACAUUCUACUGGGUUGGCCAAAGUGCUAGCACGGGUGAAACGCCCUACAUGUACUCAUCCACUGAUCUCCUCAACUGGGUUCCGCUCGGUGCGCAGGCCCAAAUCCAAGGCAUGUGGCGUCCAAAGAUCGCCAGGCCUAAUGGGAAAUACUGGAUAUACGGUCAGGUGAACCGCCUUGUUCAACCUUUGGAGUCGUCUACAUUGGUUGGAGGUUAUCAGGCCCACGGCUCUGGAGAACAUCUUCCACCCAAUGGAUACACCUACUCGGACACUGGCAUGUUCCAGGAUCCCAAUGACGGGACCUGGUACCUCUUAACCAGUGCAGACCAUAACAACCUCCAGAUUAACCGAAUCAACUCAGACGGUUCGGUUGGCAACCGGGUGAAUGUGCUAGCGACCGGAGCAUAUGAGGCUCCAGGCAUGUUUUAUGCUGGCGGCACCUAUUUCCUGAUUGUCUCUGGCAAAACAGGUUGGAGAGGCAAUCCCAAUCAGAUGUUCUACAGUGACAGUAUUUCGGGGUCAUGGCACGGGCCCUAUCCCAUUGCUCCUAGUUCUAGCAAUACAUACGGCUCACAGAACACCUUUGAACUUGCCAUCAAAGGAACAAAGAGGACAACUUAUAUCUACAUGGGUGACCUUUGGGACUCCAAGGGUGGACCUAGCUCCAACUACCUCUGGCUUCCAAUGUCGGUUGACACAGGUGCUAAAACUGUGACUUUGGAUUAUCACUCUAUGUGGGCUGUGGAUGUGAACACCGGGGAGGUCUCCUUUCCCGCGUCUAAAAAGCGAUAUGAAGCCGAGGAUGCUAUCCUUUCCGGCCGUGCUGCUGUGACUGCGUGCGAUCAGUGCCCGACCAAGCGGUCCGUCCACAGAAUUGAUCAUGAGAGUGAGGUCAUAUUUGAGAACGUUACAGGGACCGGGCAGCCUGAAUGGGUAUCCUUCCAUUAUACCGUAAAUAAUCCUACGGCGGGUGAUGCGCAUAUAUAUGUGAAUGACCAACCAGUUCCAUUGAAUAUAUCAGAGCUGAAUUCGCGGGCUGGGUAUCAUCACACUGUCCCGGUCCAACUUACCCUCAAGCCUGGUGAUACCAAUACCAUCAGGUUUGCCGCUAUGGGCACUUCGGAUUUCGAAGUAUUCUUGGACGGAAUAGAGCUGCUUGAGUAG
Molecule: messenger RNA, 1308 nt
Organism: Aspergillus pseudoviridinutans
Lineage: Eukaryota; Fungi; Ascomycota; Eurotiomycetes; Eurotiales; Aspergillaceae
Exons: 10
Coding region: 1-1308 (435 amino acids)
Biological process (GO): carbohydrate metabolic process
Molecular function (GO): hydrolase activity, hydrolyzing O-glycosyl compounds
Source: RefSeq, a predicted model, not a curated record